AGCAAUUAUCGUUACGAAUUACAAAACACGCUGUCUGGCCGGGCAUAUUUUUCUAGUUUAUAUAUUACGAAAUCAGCAGUUGCAGUUGAUUUAAAGCCACAUUUAACUAACAGUCAAAAUGAUACAACAACAGCGCCAGCGUGUCGAGUCGGCCGUCACCGAGCUCAUCGAUGAUAUGGACAAAACGCAUCUGCGCAAAAUGCAGACGGAAAUGCAUUUGUGUGCGGCAAAGUGCUGCCAGGAUGGCACCUCCAGCGUAGACAGCGUGCAGCGCUGCGUCGACCGCUGCUCGGCGCCGAUGACCCGCGCCCAAAACUAUGUGCAACACGAACUGGGCGAAUUUCAGGGCCGGCUACAACGUUGCGUCAUGCAAUGCAAUGACGAUGUCAAAGUCAAAAUGCCAGCAACACCCAACGAGGAUCAAAUUGCCAAGUACACGGAUCAGUUCGAAAGAUGUGCCAUACAAUGCGUGGACAAGCAUGUCGGCCUUAUACCCAAUCUGAUGAAGACCAUGAAACUGGUUCUGGCCAAGGGACCCGAAGCAAUACCGCAAGCCUAAGACUUUGUGUAUAUAUAUAUGUAUAUAUAUAUAUAUAUCUUCAUAUACAUAUACAUAUAUAGAUGCAUUGCAUUUAAAUUUAAUUACCUUAAUAGUUGAGCUCCUCUUUUCUAAUGUCUGGCAACAGAAUAUUGUUAACUGAAUCAAAUUUUAUAGCCUCAAAUUAAAUGCUGUUUUGUUUUUCUGAA
Drosophila montana is the source of this 747-nucleotide messenger RNA. RefSeq names its product protein FAM136A. The transcript has 3 exons. Lineage: Eukaryota; Metazoa; Arthropoda; Insecta; Diptera; Drosophilidae. Bases 119 to 559 code for a protein of 146 amino acids. Gene Ontology annotation, cellular component: cytoplasm. The record is from RefSeq and is a predicted model, not a curated record.